Molecule: messenger RNA, 612 nt
Organism: Meloidogyne enterolobii
Lineage: Eukaryota; Metazoa; Nematoda; Chromadorea; Rhabditida; Meloidogynidae
Source: the annotation of a GenBank genome assembly
AUGAACUUUGCCAUAAUGGCAACAGUCCUUAAACGUACUACCCUUAUUACUAAUCUUCUCUUCUGGAAAAUGCAGAGCACCACAAUGGGUACACUCAACAUCCAUCCGUCCGAGUCUAUGACUAUUAACAUUACUACUAUCUCCAGCAGCAUAUAACUGCACAGCGCUUUGCUUAUUUCUGAUUCUAUUGGCUCUAGCUUUUUCAAGCCUGAUUUCUCUAUCUUUUUCUGUUUCAUUGCUAAUUCUAUUUCGUUUAUCAUUUAAUCUAUUUUCUCGUUCUACUUCUGAUUCGCUCGAUAAUCUCUUUCUACUCCUUUCUCUUUGCAAUUCAAGUCUACUUUGUCUUUCUACUUCAGUUUCAUCUUCUAAUCUAAUUCGAUCUCUUUCUCUUUGCUUAUCCAGUCUAUUAUCUCGAUCUAUUUCUGUUUCAUUUGCAAUUCUAUUUCUUCCGUAGUUCAAUCUAGUUUCCCUAUCUCUAUCUGAUUCAUUAUUAAAUCUCUUUCUGUUUCUAUCUCUUUGUUUGUCAAGUCUAAUUCUUCUUUGCUCGUCUGAUUCAUUAGCUAAUUGCUUUUUCUUUCGCUCUUUAGCAGAUAACUUAGAUCUACCACUAAG